Molecule: messenger RNA, 495 nt
Organism: Notodromas monacha
Lineage: Eukaryota; Metazoa; Arthropoda; Ostracoda; Podocopida; Cyprididae
Source: the annotation of a GenBank genome assembly
AUGGCGGAGUUACACCUGAUAGGGCAAUUGGUGGGUGCAAUCGAUUUCAGCAGCGGUUCUUGUUUAUUCUGCAAGUGGUCUGUCAGUGCAGGAGGCAGUUGGAGGUUGCUGGGCGGCGCCGAGAGCGGACAAACCCAAACGGCGGCUGGAACCAUGGUGACCGGCUCCGAAAGUGGUCAAUGGUUUUGGAGUCACCCCAUUGACGUUCACUAUGCCACUAAGGGUGUCCAAGGAUGGCCCAAGCUCAUGUGUCAAGUUUUUCAUUUGGACCUGCAUGGAAGGUGUGUGUUGGAAGGAUACGGCGUGACGCAUUUUCCUGCUUCGCCGGGAUUGCAUCAGGACUUGACUUUGGAAGAAGUACUUGGUCCUGACCUGGCAGCUCAUCCGGAAGCAUCGACGAUAACUUUUAGGAAGUUGGAGUCCUCGAUUGACGACCUGACAUUGGACUUGUCUCCCAUGGACCUCAAAGCAUUUCUACUCAAGUUGCCGCCUUGA